Messenger RNA from Acanthocheilonema viteae, 411 nucleotides. The record is from the annotation of a GenBank genome assembly. Lineage: Eukaryota; Metazoa; Nematoda; Chromadorea; Rhabditida; Onchocercidae.
AUGUUUGACCGCGGUAAGCAGGGUUACAUUAUGGCAACACAAAUUGGUCAAAUUAUGCAUGCAAUGGAACAGGAUUUUGAUGAAAAACAACUUCGAAAAUUGAUCCGUAAAUUUGACGCGGACGGAUCCGGAAAACUGGAAUUUGAUGAGUUUUGUGCCCUCGUCUAUACCGUUGCCAAUACGGUCGAUAAGGAAACAUUGCAGAAAGAACUGAGAGAAGCUUUCCGCCUUUUUGACAAAGAGGGUAAUGGUUAUAUAUCUCGGCCAACACUGAAAGCGCUUCUGAAGGAAAUUGCUGAUGAUUUGAGCGAUGAACAGCUAGAAGCAGCGGUAGAUGAGAUCGAUGAAGAUGGUUCCGGAAAGAUUGAGUUUGAAGAAUUUUGGGAAUUAAUGGCCGGUGAUGCUGAUUGA